This is a messenger RNA of Trifolium pratense (red clover), 5108 nucleotides long. Its product is annotated as ABC transporter C family member 3-like. The transcript has 10 exons. Gene Ontology annotation, molecular function: ABC-type transporter activity; ATP binding; ATP hydrolysis activity. The coding region runs from base 340 to 4818 and encodes 1492 amino acids. The record is from RefSeq and is a predicted model, not a curated record. Gene Ontology annotation, cellular component: vacuolar membrane; plant-type vacuole. NCBI's taxonomy places the organism in Eukaryota, Viridiplantae, Streptophyta, Magnoliopsida, Fabales, Fabaceae. Gene Ontology annotation, biological process: transmembrane transport.
AUCAAAAGCUCCUAAAUAAUAUAAUAAUAGAUGAGCCAUGAACACAUUCAAAAUGCAAUCUUUUAUUUACGUUUCUGUUUUGUUGCCAUAUAUGAAUUUUGUUUUUGAUAUACAAUUCAAUUUAUUAUUUUGUAGAAUUGACUUGAAAAUAUGCUGAAUUAAAUAGGUUAGAUAUACAAUAAUUCCACAAUCUGUAAUAAUAACGUUUCAGUACAAAUUUCAGCUUGAUAAUUUCACAUUAUUAAUUAUUAAAAACCAUUCAAUCACAUAUUCAUCUACUACAUCAAUUGCGUGAAAAAAUCAUUGUUUUUGCCUCUUCUUCUGUUUCAUGGUUUAACUAUGUUGUUUGUUUUGUCUUCCACCUCACUGAUCAUGAAACUUGACACUGAUUUUCUUUUAAAACCCAUUUUCCUACAUGGGUUAUCUAGCAUACUUCAUGUACUAUUGCUUGUGGCUCUUUUAGUCUCAUGGGUUUGGAAAAAAACUACAACUUGUGUUGUGAUCAAUAAUGAUUUUAAGGAGACACCCAACAACACUUGGUUUAAAGUGACAAAGUUUUCUUGUAUUGGUUUUUCUUCUUUCAAUUUUCUUUUGUUUAUCUUUAAUUACUUUUAUUGGUCAGAAGAAAAUGUUGUUACCCUUUUUGAUUUAGCUCUCAAAACAGUUACUUGGUGUGUUGUUUUUGUAUGUUUACAUAAAGGAUUCUCCUUUUUCUUCAGUUCAGGUCAAAGAAAAAGAACAACGUUUUCAUUCUUCUUUAGAGCUUGGUGUGUUUUUUAUCUCUUUGUUUCUUGUUAUUGCUUUGUGAUCGACAUUGUUGUUUUGUAUGAAAAUCAUAUUGAGUUAAGGAUUCAAUGCAUGGUUUCUGUUGUGGUAUCCUUUUGUGUUGGUUUGUUCUUCUGUUAUGUGGGAUAUUGUGUGAAAAAUGAGACUGAAGAAGAAGGUGAUACAACUCUUCAAGAACCUCUUUUGAAUGGUAAUGAGACUAAAGGGAGUGACACUGUUACUCCCUUUUCAAAUGCUACAAUUCUAAGCCUUCUCACCUUCACUUGGGUCGGUCCACUCAUUGCAUUUGGCAAUAAGAAGACCAUUGACCUUGAAGAUGUUCCUCAGCUAGAUAGUGGUUAUAGUGUGGUUGGAGCUUUUCCAACUUUCAGAGACAAAGUUGAAGCUGAUUGUGGUGCAAUCAAUAGAUUAACAACAAUGAAGUUGGUUAAGUCAUUGAUAAUCUCAGGGUGGAAAGAGAUUCUUAUCACUGCUUUUCUUGCAUUGGCAGACACUUGUGCUUCUUAUGUUGGUCCUUAUCUUAUUGAGUCUUUUGUUCAAUACCUUGAUGGAAAAAGGCUAUAUGAGAAUCAAGGCUAUGUUAUGGUUUCUGCUUUUAUAUUUUCAAAGCUCGUAGAAUGCUUCGCAAAAAGACAUUGGUUCUUUAGGUUGAAGCUACUCGGAAUUCGAAUCCGAGCACUGCUUGUAACUAUGAUAUAUGAUAAAGCCUUAACACUUUCAUGUCAAUCAAGGCAGUGUCACACUUCUGGAGAAAUAAUCAAUUUCAUUACCGUUGAUGUCGAAAGAGUUAGUAAUUUCAGUUGGUACAUGCAUGAGUUGUGGAUAUUAGCUUUGAAAGUUACAUUGGCAUUGUUGAUUUUGUAUAAAAACCUUGGGCUUGCUUCAGUCGCUGCUUUUUUUACAACCAUCAUUGUUAUGUUGGCAAAUAUUCCAUUUGGAUCAUUACAAGAGAAGUUUCAAAAUAAGUUGAUGGAGUCAAAGGAUACUAGAAUGAAGAGCACAUCUGAAACUUUAAGGAACAUGAGGAUCCUCAAACUACAAGGAUGGGAAAUGAAGUUUCUAUCGAAAAUAAUUGAGCUCAGGAAUGCCGAACAAGGCUGGUUAAAAAAAAUUCUUUUUACCAAAGCCAUCGCUACAUUUUUCUUUGAGAGUUCAGAUACGCUUGUAUGUGUGGUUACAUUUGGUACUUGUAUGCUCAUAGGGAUCCCACUUGAAUCAGGGAAGAUUCUGUCAGCACUUGCAACACUCGGGAUUCUUACUGGGCCUAUUUAUAAUCUUCCGGAUGUAAUUUCAGCGAUAGCACAAACUAAAGUUUCCCUUGAUAGGAUCACGUCCUUCCUUCGUCUUGAUGACUUGCAGUUUGAUGUUGUCGAAAAGCUUCCUGUAGGAAGUUCUGAUACUUCAAUUGAAAUGGUUGAUGGGAAUUUUUCUUGGGAUUUAUCUUCACCUACUCCAACUUUGCAGAACAUAAACCUCAAAGUUUUUCAUGGCAUGAAGGUUGCUGUUUGCGGUACUGUUGGAUCGGGCAAGUCUACUUUACUUUCAUGUGUAUUGGGAGAAGUACCAAAGAUAUCAGGUAUCCUUAAAGUUUGUGGGAAAAAGGCCUAUGUUGCUCAAUCACCAUGGAUUCAAAGUGGCAAGAUAGAGGAUAAUAUAUUGUUUGGUGAACACAUGGUUAGGGAAAGGUAUGAGAAGGUACUUGACGCAUGUUCCCUGAAGAAAGAUCUCGAAAUCCUGUCAUUUGGUGAUCAGACGGUUAUAGGCGAGCGAGGAAUUAAUUUGAGUGGUGGACAGAAACAAAGAAUACAAAUUGCUCGUGCUCUUUAUCAAGAUGCUGAUAUAUAUCUAUUUGAUGAUCCUUUUAGUGCUGUGGAUGCUCAUACAGGAUCUCACCUUUUUAAGGAAUGCUUGCUGGGUGCUUUAAGUUCAAAAACAGUUGUUUAUGUUACUCAUCAAGUGGAGUUCUUACCUGCUGCUGACCUUAUAUUGGUCAUGAAAGAUGGAAAAAUUACUCAAAGUGGAAAGUAUGUCGAGCUUGUUAACAUUGCAACCGAUUUUAUGGAACUUAUUGGGGCACACAGAGAAGCUUUGUCUACACUUGAAUCAUUUGAUGGAGGAAAAACAUCUAAUGAAAAAAGUACAUUAGAACAAGAAGUAAAUAUCUCUGAUAUUCGUGAAGAGGCAAACAAAGAAGUGAAAAAUGGUAAAGCAGAUGAUAAAGGUGAACCGAAAGGCCAACUUGUUAAAGAAGAAGAAAGGGAGAAAGGUAAAGUUGGGUUUUCAGUCUAUUGGAAGUAUAUCACAACUGCAUAUGGAGGAGUUUUCGUACCGUUCAUAUUAUUAGCUCAGAUUCUUUACAAAACUCUUCUAAUUGGAAGCGACUAUUGGAUUAUGUUGAAAACUCCCAUAUCAGCAGAUGUGAAGCCACCUGUUGAAGAAACGACUCUUAUUGAAGUCUAUGUUGGUUUGGCCAUAGGAAGUUCUUUAUGCGCUCUUGUUAUAGAAUUGUUACUUGUUAUAGUUGGUUAUAAGACAGCUACUAUACUCUUCAAUAAAAUGCACUUGUGCAUCUUUCGCGCCCCCAUGUCAUUUUUCGAUUCUACUCCAAGUGGAAGAAUCCUUAAUAGAGCUUCUACUGACCAAAGUUCAGUGGAUACAACCAUUCCUUAUCGAAUUGGCUCAUUUUCCUUUAUUGUGAUCUCGCUUCUGGGAACUAUAGCAGUGAUAUCUGAGGUUGCAUGGCAAGUUUUCAUUGUCUUUGUACCCGUGAUGGCAGUCAGCAUUUGGUAUCAGCAAUAUUAUUUACCAUCAGCCCGUGAACUGUCACGUUUAAUUGGAAUAUGCAGAGCCCCGAUGAUUCAAUACUUUGAGGAAACAAUUUCAGGUACUUCAACCAUUAGAAGCUUUGAUCAACAGUCAAGAUUUCAUGAAACAAAUAUGAAAUUGUCUGACGAGUUUUUUCGACCAAUGUUCAACAUCGCUGCUGCUAUGGAGUGGUUAUCUUUCCGCAUAGAUAUUUUAUCUUCCAUCAUAUUUGCCUUUUCCUUGAUAUUCUUGAUAUCGAUUCCACCUGGAAUCAUAAAUCCAAGCAUUGCUGGUCUAGCUGUUACUUAUGGUCUAACUUUAAACAUGGUACAAUCUGUGGCGAUAUGGAAUCUUGGUAACUUGGAGAGCAAUAUUAUAUCGGUAGAAAGGAUCCUUCAAUAUACAACCAUUCUUAGUGAGCCUCCCCUUGUUUUAGAAGAAGAAAAUAGACCAGAUCCUUCUUGGCCUGCAUACGGCAAAGUUGAUCUACGGAACUUGCAGGUACGAUAUGCUGCUCAUCUUCCGCUUGUGUUGCGUGGCCUGACAUGCACAUUUCAUGGAGGAUUGAAAACUGGCAUUGUUGGUAGAACAGGUAGCGGCAAAUCAACUCUUAUACAAACACUUUUCCGACUCAUUGAACCUACUGCUGGGGAAGUUAUCAUUGACAGCAUCAACAUCUCUUCAAUCGGACUGCAUGAUUUGAGGUCUCGACUAAGCAUUAUUCCGCAAGAUCCAACAAUGUUUGAGGGGACGGUGAGAAGUAAUUUGGACCCCCUUGAAGAGUACACUGAUGAACAAAUAUGGGAGGCAUUGGAUAAGUGUCAACUCGGAGAUGAAGUUAGAAAGAAAGGAAAGCUUGACUCUUCAGUUAGUGAAAAUGGUGAGAAUUGGAGCAUGGGUCAGAGGCAGUUGGUUUGCCUAGGUAGGGUUCUAUUAAAGAAGAACAAGAUUUUGGUGCUUGAUGAAGCCACUGCAUCAGUUGAUACAGCUACAGAUAAUUUGAUUCAACAAACUCUUAGGGAACAUUUCACAGACUCUACUGUCAUUACCAUUGCACACCGAAUAACUUCUGUUCUUGACAGUGAUAUGGUUCUACUUCUUAGUCAAGGACUUAUUGAGGAGUAUGACUCCCCAACCACAUUGCUCGAGGAUAAGUCAUCAUCUUUUGCUAAGCUUGUUGCAGAGUAUACCAUGAGAUCCAACUCAAAAUUUAGAGAAAUUUGUUGAUCAGUACCGUCCGAAAUAAAAGUUUCUUGUUGAAGAUGAAAAUUUUGGGGGAAGAAGGGGGAAGUAUCUUAUUAGUAGGGUUUGUAAUUCUUCUUCCAUUAAGCAUGUUUGAUAGAAAAAUCCAAUAGGGAAGAAUUACAGAAUGAAACUAAAUCCAAUUACUUUAAAUGCAUUAAUUGAUGGUAUGGUUAUGAUAGUUGCUAAGGCAUCAAUGCAAUAAUUAGCUUCACAAUAGGUGUAACAGACCUUCAAUUUCCUCAAGAAUAAAGCUCAACCUAUGUAUUUAGAAA